This is a messenger RNA of Drosophila suzukii, 616 nucleotides long. Lineage: Eukaryota; Metazoa; Arthropoda; Insecta; Diptera; Drosophilidae. The record is from RefSeq and is a predicted model, not a curated record.
GCUGGAGAUGUAAUGCGUCUGAUCUAUUAUGGAGAGGAUUCCUUCUAUACUGGGCAGAGGGUAUGCGUCUUUGAUAGUCAAGGCGUUCAACUUCCGGGCAUCCAGGCAGAACCGGUCUUUCCCUGGCUUCGACACCACUGUUGUGCGAUUGCUCCACGGGCUUUUGCUCUCCUCGAUGACACCCAGCUCCAACAUCUUGUCGAUCUCGUCUUCGACCACCUUCUGCUUCGCCGGAGACAUCGGAUACGGACGAUCCUUAAAUACCCGAGCUCCUUCCAUCAGUUCAAUGGAAUGCCUCUCCAUGCUGGUGACUCCGAGGCCGUCCCUUUCAAAGAAAGGCUCCAGGAUUCCGGUUCCUCCCUUACCUCGUCCUCAUCUUCCUGGUCGGCAUAGUGCUCCAUCUGGCUGGCAUGAAUUGGAUUUCCUCCGCUGCCUUGACGCCUCUCGUCGCCGGCUUCCCCACGACGGCUGGAGCUAGUCCGAAGGCUCGCCAGAAGUCGACUCCGAAGCAGCUCCAAGCGUCCGAUGAUGGAUCGAUCUUCGCCAGAAGCCGUACGGACUACCGAAAAAUACGGUUGGACGGUAACUCCCAGCGCUUCCACGAGCUCUCGACAGC